UCAAAACGGACGUCGGUUCCGAAUCUGAACCCCAAGUCCCCAACUACAGGUAGGCUGCUAGGGUUUGUCUUCAAUCAAAUUACUCGCUCAUUGUUUCAUUCAGUAGGUUCCUCAGCAGUCAGCAACCAUCAUCAAUGGCUAACUCAACGGCAAGGUCGUUCCUCCAAGUGGCGGCAACCGAGGAGGUUGCUUCCCCUCUCCGUGUUGUUCAAAUCGAGGGCCUGGCUAUCCUAAAGAUAAUCAAACACUGCAAAGAGUUCUCACCGGCUCUUGUUACGGGCCAACUUCUUGGGCUUGAUGUGGGCAGCGUUCUUGAAGUUACCAACUGUUUCCCUUUUCCGGUUCGAGAAGAGGAUGAAGAAAACGAUGCUGAGGGUGCCAGUUAUCAGCUCGAGAUGAUGAAAUGCUUGAGGGAGGUUAAUGUUGAUAAUAACACUGUUGGAUGGUACCAAUCAACACUGUUAGGUUCUUUUCAGACAGUGGAAUUGAUUGAAACCUUCAUGAAUUACCAGGAAAAUAUUAGACGCUGUGUGUGCAUUAUCUAUGAUCCAUCAAGGUCCAGUCAAGGCGUCUUAGCGCUCAAGGCCUUAAAUCUUUCUGAUUCAUUCAUGGAUCUUUACCGCAGUAACAAUUUUACAGGAGAGAAGUUGAGAGAGAAAAACUUAUCGUGGGUGGACAUAUUUGAAGAAAUUCCUAUCAAAGUUUCAAAUUCUGCCCUUAUCAGUGCCUUUAUGACAGAUCUAGAAGGUGAUGCACCAGUAACUCAGUGUGAUUAUGAUCGUCUGCAAUUAUCUACCAACCCAUUUAUGGAGAGAAAUAUGGACUUUCUGAUUGAAUGCAUGGAUGAUUUGUCAAUGGAACAGCAAAAGUUCCAAUUCUACUACCGGAGCUUGUCGCGUCAACAAGCCCAACAAGCAGCAUGGCUUCAGAAGAGAAGGUCUGAGAAUGCAGCACGCAAAACUGCCGGAGAAGAGCCUUUACCUGAGGAGGAUCCUUCGAAUCCCGUCUUUAAGCCAGUGCCUGAGCCAUCACGGUUGGAUAGCUUUCUAAUAACAAAUCAAGUUGCUAACUACUGCAAUCAGAUUAAUGGGGUUGCGGGGCAGAACUUCAGUAGAUUGUAUUUGAUGAAGGCAUUGCAUGAGAAUUGAUGUAUUGUCGCUGGUGAAGUAAACUCGCUGCCUGGUGCACUUUUUGGAGAAAAAUCUUUGGUAGUUGGUGUCAUUUGGAGAUGAACUGGAGUAGCAUUGUAUUUGUUUUAUUCUAAUUUCAUUUCUGAAUAGUAAUAUUAUCUGGAUUACAAGAUUUACAAACUGUUGAUAAUUUGGAUUACAAGAUUCAAUUAAGUGUAAUCUAAUGAUCAAAAUUAAAUGGUUGUUA
Molecule: messenger RNA, 1377 nt
Organism: Alnus glutinosa
Lineage: Eukaryota; Viridiplantae; Streptophyta; Magnoliopsida; Fagales; Betulaceae
Product: eukaryotic translation initiation factor 3 subunit H
Exons: 11
Coding region: 135-1148 (337 amino acids)
Cellular component (GO): cytosol; eukaryotic 43S preinitiation complex; eukaryotic translation initiation factor 3 complex
Molecular function (GO): translation initiation factor activity; protein binding; metallopeptidase activity
Source: RefSeq, a predicted model, not a curated record